Thamnophis elegans (Western terrestrial garter snake) is the source of this 1677-nucleotide messenger RNA. It is a transcript of the gene CCDC9B, whose product is annotated as coiled-coil domain containing 9B. The coding region runs from base 1 to 1677 and encodes 558 amino acids. Lineage: Eukaryota; Metazoa; Chordata; Lepidosauria; Squamata; Natricidae. The transcript is spliced from 13 exons. The record is from RefSeq and is a predicted model, not a curated record.
AUGUCCAAAAUGCACCAUUCUGAUGUUGCUAUGGAUGAUGCAGUGUUGCAGAAAAAAGAAGAGAAAGAUGUUGAACUGGAUAAAAAAAUUCUAGCUCUGAGAAAGAAGAAUGAAGCUCUCAUGAGAAGAUAUCAAGAAAUAGAAGAAGACAAGAAACAAGCAGAACGAGAAGGAAUGGCUGUCACGUCAAGGAAGGCUAGGCCAGAUGGCCUUACCAUCACCAUCACCAAACCACAUCAUGAGAAAAGGAUUGUGAACGAGAAGUGGGGAAGCAGUUGCUCUUCUGCCUCAAGCUUUGGGGUUGGUAGCGAGGAAGACGAUGAAGAAAGUGAUCACGUCUUCACAUUCAGGAUGGGGAAACGGGUUCAGUUGGCCGUGACCAUGGACAACAAAGGCAAGGGAAAGCGGGUUGUCCAAGAAAAAUGGGGAUCUGAGGAUCCUGGGAAUCCAGCAGAGGACCCAGAUAUCAGCGAAGAAGAGAGGGAUAAGCGGCUUGCUUUCUGUAGAGGAAGAAUGCAGAUUGCUAUUACAAUGGAAAACAAAGGCAGGACAGAUGAAAGGAAAACCACAGAGAGGAAGUGGUCUGGUGAAGACAACCAUCCAAAGACUACGCACCUCAGAAAGGAAAGAGAGAACUCUCCUCAGGAGACCCCGGAAGAGAAAAACUGCACCCUGACUGGGAGAGAACGGUCAGAGUACAUGCAGUGGAAGAAAGAACGGGAUCAGAUUGAUCUUGAGCGGCUCACCCGCCACAAGAAUGCAAGGGGUGAAUGGCGACGGGCUUGGGAUGUAGAGAAAACCAAGUGCAUGUUUGAGGAUAUAAGGGAUGGAAAACCAGUUUUGGACUGUCCCCAGAAUAAAAAAGGGGGGAAAAGUGUCCGGAAGUCCCAGCUACGAGCUCUACCUUCUGAUGGGAAAGGUGGAGAACAACGCAGGAAGAGCAGCACUGAAUCAGUUUCCAGAACAUUGCUGGUAGUGAGCAGUAAAGCCAGAGGGAAAGACAGGUUGACAGGCAGAGCCAGAAGAUGGGAUGUUAAGGAAGGUGAUGAAAUGCCCUUUUUAAAAGAUGAACUUGAUAAUCAGCGAUCAAUUAAUGUGGAAGAACAAAAUAAUCUAAUUCUGGACAGAGAAGCAGAGAAAGAGCACCAUUGCUUACCCGGUCUAGAGAAUUGUAUAAAGCUAAAAGAAUCUAAUGUUCCCAUGGCAGAGACCAAAAGAAGUGAAAUGGACGCAGCUUCAAAAGAAGCCCAAAGCCCAAAUGAAAAAACCAGAAGGGGCCUUAUCGAGGAUGUCAGUAGAGAUGAGACUGAGGUAAAUCUCAAACUCAAUAAGGCAAUAUCUGGCCCUGAUUUGUCUCCUAAGACUAACUAUAAGAAUAGCUGUCAGGAAAUUUCCAGAGUGAAGGCUUCUAGGGACGCAAUUCAAGAAAUCCAUGAAAAUUGCUUAGUUAAAAACACAUGUUCUGAAAGGCACCCUGAGGAGAAUUCUACUGACAAUUUUAACAAGCUGCCGGAUGUGAUGGAAACAGGUAGCAGAGACCAGGAAUUGUCAAUAAUGAGACAAACAGGAGAAAUCCAUAUUGGAAACCUGAAGAAACAGAUUCAGAAUACUCAAGGAUAUGUCAAGUUUGAUGAAGACCAUGUCUACAAGAAGGCAGCAACAAUGAUGAAGACUUAG